AUGGCGGAGAAGUUGCCGGACUUCAAGAAUAGCCUUGCUCUCCUCGAUGUGUUGAUUGACAAGAAGGAGAAGAACGAACCCUUCGAAACCACGUACCUGGUCUCUGAGGAAGUCUACACGAAAGCCGUAGUACCGAAGCCAGAGAAGGUCUCGAUUUGGCUGGGUGCCAGUAUUAUGGUGGAAUAUGAGCUUGACAAAGCAAAAGAGCUGCUGGAGAAGAACCAAGGAAGCGUUCAGAAGGCUGUUCGAUGA
This is a messenger RNA of Ostertagia ostertagi, 252 nucleotides long. NCBI's taxonomy places the organism in Eukaryota, Metazoa, Nematoda, Chromadorea, Rhabditida, Trichostrongylidae. The record is from the annotation of a GenBank genome assembly.